AGAGCGCGGACACGCCCCCUCCCCUCUCCUCCCUCCCCAGUCGUAGCCCGGCGGGGCCGCUUGGUCACGUGGCGGGGGGGUGGUGAAUCCCCGCCAUGGGGUGGCGGCUGCUGUGGCUGCUGUGCGCCGGGGGCGCCGCCUGGAGCAAGACGCUGCGGGGCGGCUUCGUCAGCUCCGCCGCCCGGCUGGAGCCUUGGCGGCCCGUGGCGCGCUUCCAAUUCCGCGGUGACCAUGCUGUUCUGUGUGUCCGAAUCACCAAUGUAGCAGCAGCUGUGACAAAAGAAGCCAGACUUCACCUGUUUCAAGCACAGGAGUGGGAGAAGCUACAGAAUCACAUCCAGGAUCACAGCUGUACAGAGAAAUUCUCUAAAGCUCAACUGACAAUGACUGUGAACCACACAGAGCAAAAUCUGACAGUGUCCCAGAUUCCUUACCCGGAAACAUGGUAUGUGUUUUAUGUAGACAAGUUUACCUGCGAGGAGAAUUAUUCUGAAUCCGAGGAUAUUCAGUUUGAAAUGGUCUUACUAAAUCCAGAUGCAGAAGGGAAUCCAUUAGAUCACUUUAGCGCAGGGGAGUCUGGAUUACAUGAAUUCUAUUUCCUGCUUGUCCUAGCAUACUUUGUAACUGCUUGCAUAUAUGCACAGUCUUUAUGGCAGACAAUUAAGAAGCACGGACCAAUGCAUACUGUAUUAAAAGUGCUCUCAAUUGCAUUAUUGUUGCAGGCUGGUUCAGCUUUUGCCAACUACUUGCAUUUCUCAAGUUAUUCCAAGGAUGGAAUAGGAGCACCUUUUAUGGGAAGUCUGGCUGAAUUGUGUGACAUAGUCUCUCAGAUACAAAUGCUUUAUUUGCUCUUGAGUCUAUGUAUGGGUUGGACAAUAGGCAGAAUGAAGAAAUCUCAUAGCAGACCUCUUCAAUGGGAUUCCACUCCAACAUCUACUGGCAUUGCUGUAGUAGUUGUUGUUACACAGACCUUUUUAUUAAUUUGGGAACAGUUUGAAGAUACUAAUCAUCACAGCUACCAUUCACACCAUGGCUUAGCAAGCGGACUGCUUAUUGGCCUCAGAGUUUGCCUAGGUUUGUCACUGGCUGCUGGUCUUUAUCAGAUCAUCACAGUGGAGAGAAGCACGCUGAAAAGGGAGUUCUAUAUCACCUUUGCUAAAGCCUGCAUUCUCUGGUUUUUGUGCCACCCAUGUCUUGCAACCGUUUCUGUAAUAUUCAGAGAAUAUCAAAGGGAAAAGAUUAUUACCAUAGGCGUUAUCCUCUCUCAGUGCAUCUCCAUGGUUAUCCUCUACAGACUUUUUCUCUCUCAUAGUCUAUAUUGGGAAGUAUCUUCACUGUCAUCAGUGACAUUGCCACUAACAGUAUCCUCUGGACAUAAAAAUCGACAUCGCUUCUGAGAUGUUUAGGAAGAAUAUGUUAUGUUAAAGAAAAAAUGUGCAAUAAUGAUCUAAAUAUGCAGGUAUUUUUGUCACAGGUAUGUGAUGUAUUGGUUUCACUGGAAAACUGGGUGAUAGUAUCAGAGCAUUUCAUGGAACUUUGGUCUGACACGGUCCUUAGGUUAAUCUGUUAAAGUAUUGUUGAGUGGAAAAAUCUGUAAUUUGAGUAAUUUCCUAAAUAUGAUGUGUGUGCAGCACGGGUGCUGAGCCAUAUCACAGGAAAGUGUAAGGAAUCUUUCCUCCCCCAUUCACAGCCACAAAGAAUGUCCUUACUUUAUAUCGAUACUAGGUUGGAAACUCUUAUAAAAUACAGUUCUUAAAAUGUCUGCAAGCUCAAACAAGUCUGAUAUAGGCAAGUUGUGAAAUUGAUGUGAUACCUUAACGAUGAAUACAAGUUUUUUGGGUUGUUUUUUUUUUUUUUUUCAUGCUUUAGGAGAAAGAUGCAUUUCAUGUAUAAGUAUAAAGGAAAUGGAAACAAAAGAGGGAAAGUCCACUAAAGACGUAUAGAAAAUGUUUACAACCAUCUACAGGAAACUUUCCUUUAUCGUUGGUGUGAAAUAAAAGCUUUUUUUUUGCAGUUACUGUUCAUAUUGGUUAGAACUGUGAUAAGGGUGGGAACAGAGUUUGUGUUUUCCUCUUUUGAAGUAAAUAUAACUGAAAAUUUCAACUAGUAGUGAAGAUCUGAACAAUAUUUGAGGCUUAAGAAGAUACAGCAUCAUAAAGGUAAUUAAAACAGCAGGCUCACAUUUAAAAAAAAAAAAAAAAAAAA
Messenger RNA from Phasianus colchicus (ring-necked pheasant), 2205 nucleotides. It is a transcript of the gene GPR180, whose product is annotated as G protein-coupled receptor 180. The record is from RefSeq and is a predicted model, not a curated record. Gene Ontology annotation, biological process: response to pheromone; G protein-coupled receptor signaling pathway. NCBI's taxonomy places the organism in Eukaryota, Metazoa, Chordata, Aves, Galliformes, Phasianidae.